AUGCUAGCACUUCGUGCAGCUGCUGCCACGACCUCCAGAACCAAGUUAUGUCUGAAGGUGUCUCAGCCGUUCUGUAGCGCCUUCGAGCAGGAUGACAGUAUGUGGCGCAGAAUCACUACCUCUCAACUAGACCAGCACGUCCCUUCCUUGAAACACCCUGAAUUUACCAUCACUUCCACUGCUGGCAUUACGUCUGACACUUUCCACUUUCUUCCUGUCUUCACCCCCGGAACAUUUUCCCGGGGUACAGCAUCCAUUCAUACAGCAUGGACAGCAAUCUCACCUUUGCCCACCUUUCUAUCUAUCUAUCUAUCUAUCUAUCUAUCUAUCUAUCUAUCUAUCUAUCUAUCUCAGUCUCUUCCUAUCUAUCUAUCUAUCUAUCUAUCUAUUUAUCUAUCUUUCACAGUCUCUCCUAUCUAUCUAUCUAUCUAUCUAUCUAUCUAUCUCACUCUGUUCCUAUCUAUCUAUCUAUCUAUCUAUCUAUCUAUCUAUCUAUCUAUCUAUCUAUCUAAGUCUGUUCAUUAUCUAUCUAUCUGUUUGUUCAUGAUCUAUCUAUCUAUCUAUCUAUUUCUCUAUCUGAAUGUCUGUCUGUCUAGUUAUCUAUCUAAAUUUGUUCUUUUUUCUUUCUUCUUUUCUUUCUUUCUAAGUUUCUUCAUUAUUUUUUUCUAUAUUUUGAUCCUUUCAUAUCUAUCUAUCUAUCUAUCCAGGUUUUGUCGUUCCUUCCUUCCUUCCUUCCUUCCUUCCUUUCUGCCUUCCUUACUUCCUUUUUUCCUUCCUUUCUGCUUUCCUUCCUUCCUUUCUGCCUUCCUUCCUUCCUUUUUCCUUCCUUUCUGCCUUCCUUUUUCCUUCAUUUCUGCAUUCCUUCUUUCCUUUCUUCCUUCCUUUCUGCCUUUCUGCCUUGCUUUUUUCCUUCCUUUCUGCCUUUCUGCCUUCCUUCCUUCCCUUUUCCUUCCUUUCUGCCUUCCUUCCUUCCUUUCUUCCUUCCUGCCUUCCUUUCUGCCUUCCUUCCUUCAUUUCUUCCUUCCUGCCUUCCUACCGUCCUUCCUUCCUUUGUGCCUUCCUUCCUUCCUUUUUCCUUCCUUUCUGCCUCCCUUCCUUCCUUUCUUCCUUCCCGCCUUCCUUUCUGCCUUCCUUCCUUCAUUUCUUCCUUCCUGCCUUCCUUUCUGCCUUCCUUCCUUCAUUUCUUCCUUCCUGCCUUCCUACCUUCCUUCCUUCCUUUCUGCCUUCCUUCCUUCCUUUCUGCCUUCCUUCCUUCAUUUCUUCCUUCUUGCCUUCCUACCUUCCUUCCUUCCUUUCUGCCUUCCUUCCUUCCUUCAUUUCUUCCUUCCUGCCUUCCAUUCUGCCUUCCUGCCUUCCAUUCUGCCUUCCUUCCUUCAUUUCUUCCUUCCUGCCUUCCUACCUUCCUUCCUUCCUUUCUGCCUUCCUUCCUUCAUUUCUUCCUUCCUGCCUUCCUACCUUCCUUCCUUCCUUUCUGCCUUCCUUCCUGCUUUCCUACCUUCCUUUCUGCCUUCCUUCCUUCAUUUAUUUCUUCCUCCCUGCCUUUCUACCUUCCUGUCUGCCUUUCUGUCUUCCUUCCUUCCUUCAUUUCUCCCUUCCUACCUUCCAACCUUCCUUUCUGCCUUGCUGCCUUACUUCUUUCCUUCCUUCCUUCCUUCCUUCCUACAUUUCUUCCUUCCUGCCUUCCUACGUUUCUUUCUGGCUUUCAGCCUUCAUUCCUUCCUUUUUUCCUUCCUUCCUUCCUUUCUUCCUUCCACCCUUCUUUCCUUCCUUUCUGCCUACCUUCCUUUUUGCCUUUCUGCCUUCCUUUUUUCCUUCCUUUCUGCCUUCCUUCCUUCCUUUUUUUCUUCCUUCCUUCCUUUCUGCCUUCCUUCCUUCCUCCCUUUCUGCUUUUCCUCCUUCUUUUUUUCCUUCCUUCCUUCCUUCCUUCAUUCCUUUGUGUUCCCAUUUUCUUUUGAUUUCCUUAAUUUUCUUUUUUACUAUCUAUUUUUUCUUUUUCUGUUGGAUUACUUUUCAUUCGUUCUUUUGUUUCCCCCUUUCUUUCUCUUCUUUUUCCCAUUCUUUCUUGUUUUAUCCUUUUCUUUCUUUUUUCUUUCUUUCCAUUUUUCUUUCAUUUUUCAUUUUUCUUUUCUCCAUUUUCUUUCUUUAUUGAUUCUUUGUUUAUUUGUUUCUUGA
Acanthosepion pharaonis is the source of this 2172-nucleotide messenger RNA. The record is from the annotation of a GenBank genome assembly. Lineage: Eukaryota; Metazoa; Mollusca; Cephalopoda; Sepiida; Sepiidae.